UAAGAAAUGGGUGACUGGAGUUUCUUGGGGAACAUUUUAGAGCAGGUGAACGAGCAGUCCACUGUCAUCGGGAGAGUUUGGCUCACAGUGCUCUUCAUUUUCCGCAUCCUGAUCCUGGGAACAGCUGCUGAACUAGUAUGGGGAGAUGAACAGUCAGACUUUGUGUGCAACACCCAGCAACCUGGUUGUGAGAAUGUCUGCUAUGAUGAGGCCUUCCCCAUCUCCCACAUCCGGCUCUGGGUCCUACAGAUCAUUUUUGUAUCCACGCCUUCGCUAGUGUACUUUGGGCAUGCGGUGCACCACGUCCGCAUGGAGGAGAAGAGAAAAGAGAGGGAGGAAGCUGAGAGGCGUCAGCAAGCUGAGGUGGAUGAAGAGAAGCUGCCCCUAGCUCCAAAUCAAAACAAGGGCAACAACCCGGAUGGGACCAAGAAGUUUCGCCUGGAGGGGACCCUCCUGAGAACCUACAUCUUCCACAUAAUUUUCAAAACUCUCUUUGAAGUGGGAUUCAUAGUUGGCCAGUAUUUCCUGUAUGGCUUCCGCAUUCUCCCCCUUUACCGCUGUGGGCGGUGGCCCUGUCCCAAUCUAGUGGACUGUUUUGUCUCCAGGCCUACAGAGAAGACUAUCUUUAUUAUGUUCAUGCUCGUGGUGGCUUCUGUGUCCCUCUUCCUCAACCUGGUGGAGAUCAGUCACUUGAUCCUGAAAAGGAUCCGGAGGGCUUUGAGAAGACCAGCAGAGGAGCAAAUCGGUGAGGUGCCAGAGAAGCCCCUCCAUGCUAUUGCAGUGUCCUCCAUCCCGAAGGCCAAAGGCUACAAGCUGCUAGAAGAAGAAAAGCCAGUGUCCCACUAUUUCCCUCUCACAGAAGUAGGGGUUGAGCCCAGUCCCCUUCCAUCAGCCUUCAAUGAGUUUGAGGAGAAGAUUGGAAUGGGGCCAUUGGAAGAUCUCUCCAGGGCAUUUGAUGAGAGGUUGCCAUCGUAUGCACAAGCAAAGGAACCGGAAGAGGAGAAGGUAAGAGCAGAGGAGGAAGAGGAACAAGAGGAGCAGCCAGCACCUCAGGAGGAGCCAGGGGUGAAGAAAGCAGAGGAGGAGGUGGUGAGCGAUGAAGUGGAAGGGCCUUCAGCACCUGCUGAACUUGCCACUGAUGUGAGAUCCCUCAGCAGGCUAAGUAAAGCCAGCAGCCGGGCCAGGUCAGAUGAUUUGACUGUUUGAGGAUGCAGGAUAUGAGGAGCAUAUGAAAAGAAAAAGAAGAAAAAGAAAAGGAGAGAGAAAGAAUCAGAAGAAUUUUAAGCAAAGUGCUAAAAUGAUCAUUUAAAUAUUAUUUCAUCUUGAGAUUCUCAACUGGAAAGGUACUAUUGUGGUAACUGUGCCUUAUUUGCCCUAUAUGUCCAUUUGAAAAGGAACAUUUUCCGUUUCUACAUGCCAGCUCAUUUCUUACAGUAAUAUCUACAUUGUCCACAUAAGUGAUGUGUUUUAAAACCUAAUGUGGCAGUGAAACCCAAAUGUCACCACUGUGAAUGUACUUACUGGAAGCUUCGUGUUCCACAUUUCCUUAGGAAUGUGGGGAGGAUCUGUCUCAUGAGCCAUUUAAGGGGAAGACUAAUAAACAACUGUAUCUAGUAUUUCUUUUUCUGUUUUCACCUAUGGCAUGCAGAGCAGAUCUCCCCUUCACUGUUGGCAUGGAUUUGCAAUUAUUUAAUUCACAAAGUGAAUUCUGUGUUUGGCAUUGACACCAAAACAGUAAGCACUAUUUCCCCCUCUUUAUUGAGAAAGAAAAGACCAAAAAUAUCUAUGAUUUCUUUGUGAAUGUAAAUUUCAGUUAGGUAAAAAUAUUUUAUUUUCCCUUUGUCAAAAACAUUUUUGCUCUUUUAGUGACAUUGACAGUGGGCAAGGCUAACUCUAGCUCUCUCCUAGGACUUAGCAGAUGCUCACAGAUGGAUUAUUUGUU
Messenger RNA from Phasianus colchicus (ring-necked pheasant), 1942 nucleotides. It is a transcript of the gene GJA8, whose product is annotated as gap junction protein alpha 8. Gene Ontology annotation, molecular function: gap junction channel activity. Lineage: Eukaryota; Metazoa; Chordata; Aves; Galliformes; Phasianidae. Gene Ontology annotation, cellular component: connexin complex. Gene Ontology annotation, biological process: gap junction-mediated intercellular transport; cell-cell signaling. The record is from RefSeq and is a predicted model, not a curated record.